AUGCGGCAGCAGCGGAGCUGUCUGUGGGUAGCAAGCCUUGCAGCAUGGCAGGCCUUGCUGCUCGUUGCUGCUGUCCUCCUCUCCCCAGCCUCUGCAGCAAAGUAUGAGACCCCAGGGGAGACUGUGCAGGGGCCGGAUCCGGCGACCAUGUUUGAGAUUCAGGGGCGAACCUUCUGGAACAAGAGCCUCGGCUUGGACCAACAGGCACCUGGCGUCUUGGGCCAUCAGUGCUCGGCUGCGCGCCCCUCGCCCCACCCCACUGAGCACCUCACCUACACCCCCAACCGCCGGUGGCCUGCGGAUCCGGCGGACGGCCGCAGCGCUAUAGUGAUGGCGGUGGGAGGCGAGCCGGAGCGGUUCUACGAGCGCAUACACAACACCUGGGCCACUUGGCAGGGCUACUUCACGCCCCACAUCAGGCGCAACACCGUGCUCAUCCUGCUGCUGGACGCCAAUUUCUGGACGGACCUCACUCAGCUCACCAAGAUCCUCAUGCUCGAGCGUCUCGACUGCUCCACGUACAAGCGCGCAUGCGAGGUGGCCGCAGGCCUCGACCAGGGCUACACAGUCUUUGUCCUCAACGUCUUUGUGACGAUGCCAGAGAGCACAAACUACCUGGAGCCUCAGGAGCCCUUUGUGGUCCUCAUGGGCAUCAAGCAAUUCCCCCACCCCUACUGGAUAGAGCGCGGGAACAGAACAGAGGCCGAGGUGCUCGCCAGUGACUGGAAGACCGAGCAGUGCAACCGCGCGAACUACGCGUACACCAAAUUUACUAAUUGGUACAGCUAUCACAUGUUCGAUGAGCUGCGCAUCCUGGACUACUUUGAUUACUGGUGGAAGAUCGACGACGACGUCAGGUGGUUUGGGCACUUGCCGAUGGACAUAACGGAGCGGCUGGUGGCGGAGAGGCGCAUCUUUUUCCAGACGGCGCUCGACUACGAUCCCUGGUGGUGCAUCGGGCCCUCCCUGGCCGACAGCAUCCAACUCUUCCUGGACACCGAGUCCGAUCUCUGCGGCCGGCCCCUGCGCGCCGUCGCGCAUGACAAGGUGUGGUGGACGAAUGAUACGUACAUCUACCUGUCGGAGUUUGUGGGGGGCUGGCUGGGCAUGUACACCUCCCCGGAGCUGAUGGAGUACGGGCGCAUCUGGAACUACUACCCGUACUCCAUGUGGACCUGGCGCUGGGGGGACCAGCAGUUCUGGACCAAGGCCAACGGCAUGUUUGAUGACGGGUCGGGGAUCCUGGAUUUAUCUUACCUCAAACAGCAUGACACCAGCGGCGGGCCCCCCAAGGGCAAGACUGAUAUGAUGUUCUACCACGGCUGA
Coccomyxa subellipsoidea C-169 is the source of this 1326-nucleotide messenger RNA. RefSeq lists its product as hypothetical. NCBI's taxonomy places the organism in Eukaryota, Viridiplantae, Chlorophyta, Trebouxiophyceae, Coccomyxaceae. The record is from RefSeq and is a predicted model, not a curated record. The coding region runs from base 1 to 1326 and encodes 441 amino acids. The transcript has 5 exons.